UGUACUGCGAACGUAAACAACCGGCGUCUUGGCGAUUUGUGUUGGCUACAGCUCAUUCACAGUUAUCUUAAAUUCUCGAAACAGUAACUCAGGACAGACGAUCUAAAAGAAUCAUGGGUCUACUAAAAGAUGAAGAACAUGUGAAAGAUAAUAGAAAUGCUGCAGGGUUGAUUGAGACUCCGACUAGCCUGGAGCCGUCGGCUGUGAAGACUGAUCCCAAGGGACUUUCCCCUAAGAAGACUCUGCCCUCUACUUCAUUCUCCAAUUCACCUCGCCGCAAGAAGAAGACGGGCAUCAGACAAGCAAGGAGGAUUGAUAAUAACAAUUUUCUGAAGACAUUGCUUGAUGAUGACUUCCAGGCAGGAGAGCCAGAUAUCAGUGAUUUUAUUCCUCUCAUUCAAGUGCAUUUGAACAACUUUUUCUGCAGGAGAAAAAUAUGGAGAUAUGGAGCGAGUUCAUGAACCGUUCUGGAGAGGAGCAGGAUCGAUUCCUACAGGAGGUGGAGGAAGGCAUGAUCAAGGUCGCCAAGAAGGCAUCUCUGGAACAAGAUAACAAUGGAAACGCUUUUACCAAGCUAGAGAUUCCUACUAAAGGAGAGACCCUGUGGAGGUCCAGGACAAGAGAAGUGAGCAUCCAGCACACUCUCCUAAGGACUGCUUCAACAGGAUCAGUACUCGUCUCCAAACUAUGCUCCGAAGAAGACAUCUUCCUAAGGGAGCUCUUGAGCUGCAUGAAGGGGAGCUAAUGAUGUGGUUCACGGAUGAUCCUGGAUCCGUCUUUAUCUCAACGUUACAUAGCAGCUUUGAUCGGCUCCUGCUCCAUGCUGUGUGUCAGUACCUAGGCCUCAGCUCAGAGAGUUUUGAUUGCGGUGGAAAACGUCAGACUCGUGUUGAGAACAACAAUGAAUCGUUCAAUCCGCCGGCCAUUCUCCUCUCUACCUUCUUAGACUCACUGAGAUAAUUAACAGCAUCAUAAGCUGGGACCUGUUUCACAAAAAUUGUCAUCAGUGACAAAUGACAAUCUUUGUUAUAUGCUAUUGAAAUCCUUGCUUCUGAUUGGUUAUCAGCAGGUUUGUCACUGAUUUUUGUCAUUUGUCAUUGAAAAAAGGCUUUGUGAAACGGGUCCCAGAGCUACCAGGGGAAGAAGUCAACCUUGUUUCCGCUUUCCUCAACAUUCACUCGCUCAGCAAACUCACACAGAACUCAAAAUCGGUGAACUAUUAUAAUCAAAUCUAAUGGAAUUAGUACCGGGUAUACCAUUUUGCUUAGUGAAACAUGGUAUGAAAAGAUGCGUCAAGAAUGCAAAAGGCUUGGUGAUAUCAAUCAAGAAAAGUUGUGAUUAGACAAAUCUUAAUGCUAAUUUGGGGAUUAUACAGCCUAAUCACGGUCGUAAAGGUAUUUUGCCAGUUCUAAAACCUGGUGAUACAGCACUACCUUUACGUGUUGAAAUUGUGAAUUUUUUGUCAAUUGUCCAUUUCGCGUUCUGGACUCUUCUUUUAAUUGCCACUAUGUGUUGCUAAUAAAACUACAUGCAUGUACCUUAAAGGGGCUAUUUGACUUUUAGAGCUGUAAUACACAUUAGUUGUAACACAUUUAAUACAUAACAUUUUUCUUUACAGCACAUCACAUGGGUUUGUGAUACGUAAAUAAAAUUUGUGUCCUGAAAACUGUGGCAGGUAUUUUGCAAUAGCUCCCUAUAAGUUAGGUAGUACCUCAAUACAGUUGGGACCUUAAAAGUCCAAGAAAGAUUCCCCUGUGUGAAAUAUACUGCCCUAUUUUGCCAUUCGGUUUAUCCAAAGACUUGAUAAUAAUGCACAAAGCCAUAUAGUUAACUUUAUUACCACAACCGUGUAAAGCGAAAUCUAGGUGUAGCUAAGUCAUGCUAGGCAAAUGUUCUCUUCACAUCACCUGCAAACCUGUCUUUACUGUUCUAAGUAGGAAUUUACGAAUAACAAUCUUUGCUAAGAAGAUUGGAAAUAUAUAAAAGAAGCACCUUGCAGCAUGUUAUU
Messenger RNA from Strongylocentrotus purpuratus (purple sea urchin), 2008 nucleotides. RefSeq lists its product as uncharacterized. The transcript is spliced from 7 exons. NCBI's taxonomy places the organism in Eukaryota, Metazoa, Echinodermata, Echinoidea, Camarodonta, Strongylocentrotidae. Bases 437 to 745 code for a protein of 102 amino acids. The record is from RefSeq and is a predicted model, not a curated record.